Messenger RNA from Physeter macrocephalus (sperm whale), 3786 nucleotides. Its product is annotated as thioredoxin domain-containing protein 11-like. Lineage: Eukaryota; Metazoa; Chordata; Mammalia; Artiodactyla; Physeteridae. The transcript is spliced from 5 exons. The record is from RefSeq and is a predicted model, not a curated record. The coding region runs from base 2175 to 3674 and encodes 499 amino acids.
UAGUACCAGGAUGGGGCAAGAGGGCAGCUGGGCUAUUUAUGAAUCAUACGGGCUUGACCUUUAGCGCGUAAUGUGCUGUCAGAGCCUUAUCCUUUAAAAAAGGCUGAGAUGUUUUUGUGUGGGGGGAAAAACCAAAACACUGGUUUAUCAUCUAAAGUAACCAUUUUUAUGCCCAAGAGCUAUUCAAUCUGUUUUCCUGUACAAACGCAUAUGUCUUAAAUUAACUCUGUCUAUAAGUAUCAUAUGUUAUAAAAUUUGGGAUUUCUUUUAAAUUGGAAAAGCACUUAUUAAAUGGUUUUCUCUCUCACACACACACACACACACACAAACACACACACACACUCUUUAAUGAAACAAAAUCCUGAGUGACUUGACACCUUUUAACUAACCUUGGUGGGAUUUAAGUUAGCACACAGUUCUAUUUUAGGGAGUAUAAAUGCCUUUGGAUUAUAAUGACUUGCUCAUCUUUUUCAUUGACCUGGGGUGGCUGUUGGGUGGUGAAAGGUACUCAGUUCGGAAAUGGAAGAGUCUUGGAAUGAAAUGUGAAAUGUGAAUCUAAAUGGCUAACACUGAUAUGAGCGUAAAGCGGUUCAUCUCCCCGAGAAGUGGGAGCGUGUACAUUAUCCUGAGAUGCCCUUCGUUCACCAGCUGUUUAUCGACCAUUUGUUGUGUUCCGGGCUCUGAGCUAGGCUGCGGGGAUAGCAGAAUAAAUCAAACAUGGUCCCUGCCCGUGAGGAUCCUUAAGCCUGUGGGGAAGAGGGACGUCUUGACAGACAGUUGGGAGACUGUCUGGGAAGGGCUUCUGGGACUAACCCUGAAGAUGUAGACUCUUCUUGGGGGAGAGGGGGCGGUUAGCUUUGUUGGAGCAGCCAUCCUGGUGCAGGGUCUUGGGGAGAGUGUUGAGGUUUGUCAGAUGGAGGAGGCCCCAGCCAGGCCUCUGAAGGCAAGGCAUCGUGGAAGGGCCUAGCUGCCCUAAAGGUGGUGGGGUGACACCGGAAAGGCAGACGCAGGUCAGAUUAUGUUAGGGUUACCCUCCAGGUAAUAGGGAGCCGUCGAAUGUCAUUUAGCAGAGGAGUCUCCUGCUUAGGGUUGUAUUUUUAAAAAUAAGUGGUGGCAGUGUGGAGGCUCAGUUAAGGCGGGGGAGAGAAAACGAGGGUGCUCUGUGACACAUGAGGGCCUGAGUUGAGGCAGUGACUGUGAGGGUGCAAAGGGGGGCUGCUUUGUGAUGCUGAAGUCAGAGCUGGCUGGAUUAGAGGCUUGGGUGAUGCAGAGGAGAAAUUAAGGGUCAGCUGAUUUUUCCAGUUUGAUGAUGCCAUUUUCCUGAAAGGGUGGUGGUGGUACAGGAGGAGGAAGGCAAGAUGGAUGAGUAUGGUUUGGAAGAGGCUGAAUUCGUAGCCUCCUGUGAGGCAUGAAUUUAUUUGGAAACAUAUGCUGUGAAAUAUUUGAUCCACUUGUUAGGUGGAUCAACAAGGGGAUCAAAUAUUUGGGAAAUUUUCAGACUGUUACUUAAGAUGAAGAAAGAAGACAUCGUCUGGAGGAGUUUUAAGGAUGUAAAGGAAAGUGCACUCAACUGGGCAUUGAGAUUUAAAUUCUGUCCCUGGUUCUUCGAUGUGUGUCAUGGUGUGAGCCACUUCACCCCAUCACGGGGUAGACUGACAUCUCCCUCUAAGACCCCUUCCGUCUCUGAACAGGCGGUUCAGUAUUUGUUAACAGUGACAGGAUCUGAAAAAUAACCCAAGCCUCUUUAUUAAUAGAUUUUGGUGUGACAGCUUCCUGUUUGAUGCUGUGUUUCCAGCCAGGGUUCCUUCUUGUGAAUCAGACAAGGUGCUUUCCAGGUCUAAGAGCCACGGGGUCUGUCCCUCAGUCAACCCCGCACCUCUCAUGAGCUCCGCCCUGUGUUUCAGAUCACUGAAGUGGCCUUGGAGUACAACAACUGUCAUGGGGACCAGGUGGUGGAGCGGCUCCUUCAGCACCUGCGGCGAGUGGAUGCCCCAGUGUUCAAGUCUCUGGCACCUGAGCCCCCAGCCCAGCUGCCGGACCCACCGCUGAUAACGGAGUCCCCCUGCUGCAACACCGUGGUGCUGCCCCAGUGGCACUCCAUCUCCAGGACCCACAACGUGUGUGAACUGUGUGUCAACCAGACCGCCGGCGGCCUCAGGCCAAGCUCGGUCAGCAUGCCCCAGUGCAGCUUUUUCGAGAUGGCAGCAGCUCUGGAUUCUUUCUACCUCAAGGAGCAGACCUUUUAUCAUGUGGCAUCAGACAGCAUAGAAUGCAGGAAUUUUCUAAGUUUCUAUAGCCCUUUCAGCUACUACACUGCAUGUUGCAGGACCAUAAACAGGGGCGUGACAGGCUUCAUUGAUUCUGAACAAGAUGUCUUUGAAACCCCAACCAUUGCAUUUUCUUCCCUUGAGAAGAAAUGUGAGGUUGAUACCCCCAGCUCCGUUCCUCACAUUGAGGAGAACAGGUAUCUCUUUCCUGAACUGGAUGUGGAUAGCACAGGCUUCAUAGGCCUGAGCUGCAGAACCAACAAGACCCUGAACAUCUACCUUUUGGAUUCCAAUUUAUUUUGGUUGUAUGCAGAGAGGCUGGGUGCUCCAAGCGCUGCUCGGGUGAAAGGAUUUGCUGCAAUUGUUGACGUGAAAGAAGAGUCUCACUAUGUCUUGGAUCCAAAACAAGCUCUUAUGAAGUUCACCCUAGAGUCUUUCAUUCAAAACUUCAGCGUUCUCUACAGUCCCUUGAAAAGGCAUCUUAUUGGAAGUGACUCUGCCCAGUUCCCAUCUCAGCGUUUAAUCACUGAAGUGACAACUGAUACCUUUUGGGAAGUAGUCCUUCAAAAACAGGAUGUGUUGCUGCUUUAUUAUGCACAGUGGUGCGGCUUCUGUCCAGCCCUCAAUCAUGUCUUUAUCCAGCUAGCUCGGCUCCUGCCCGCGGAUACAUUCACUGUGGCGAGGAUUGAUGUAUCUCAGAAUGAUCUUCCUUGGGAAUUUAUGGUUGACCGUCUUCCUACUGUCUUAUUUUUUCCCUGUAACAGAAAGGACCUAAGCGUGAAAUACCCCGAAGACCUUCCCAUCACCCUUCCAAAUCUGCUGAGGUUCAUUUUGCAUCACUCAGACCCUGCUUCUGCCCCCCAGAACUUGGUUAACCCUCCUACCAAAGAGUGUCUUCAGAGAGAGGCCGUCCUGCAGCAGGGGCACAUCUCCCAUCUGGAGAGAGACAUCCAGAAGCUGAGGGCGGAGAUCAGCGCCCUACAGCAGGUGCAGGGGCAGGUGGAGGCCCGGCUCUCGAGCACACGUAGGGAUAAGCAGCAGCUGCGGCGGCAGCAGCACACGCUGGAGAGGCAGCACAGCCUGCUCCAGCUGCACAGCGAGCAGCUGCAGGCCCUCUACGAGCAGAAAACCCGGGAGCUUGAGGAGGUGGCCCGCAAGCUCCAGGAGCUGGCCGAUGCCUCGGAGAACCUCCUCACCGAGAGCACGUGGCUCAAGAUCCUGGUGGCCACCAUGGAGCAGAGACUGGAGGGCAGGGACGGGGCCGAAGACCGUGCUCCCCUGGACGAGGUGCGAUCGGACUACCACAAGCCCUCGGGCGCCCCCCGGCUAGCAGCCAGCACCCCUCCGCCUUCCAACGUCAGCUCCACGCUGGCCUCCGAAAGGAGCACGGAGAACAGGACAGAAUAACUCUGAAAAUGACACGAAGAAAUCAGAGGUGAAGACUGUACAUUGCGAAUAUAUUUAUGCAAAUUUUAUUGAAAUUUAUUGUAAAUAAAGAUUUUCUCAGUGGUCUAGAAAA